Messenger RNA from Punica granatum (pomegranate), 1234 nucleotides. NCBI's taxonomy places the organism in Eukaryota, Viridiplantae, Streptophyta, Magnoliopsida, Myrtales, Lythraceae. The record is from RefSeq and is a predicted model, not a curated record.
UCAGACAUUUUAGUUUGUCGUUAUUGUCCCGGUCACCCCGGCGAAAGGGAAACCGCGUGCCCGCCACCCCCUGAUUUCUCCUCACCGCCCCAUGAAAGCACCAAUGGCUCCUCCAUAGCCGCCCGCCCUUAUAACCUCUCCACCCCCAACCCAAUUCGAAGUUCAUCACAAGGAAUACAAAUACAGAGCUUUGCUUACACCAUAUGUGCCGGUCAACGGAUUUCCCCAACUUUCGCUCCGGCGACAGGGACCGUCUCAAGAUCCGGGGCUUCUAUGUCCGCCUCCCCGACGCCGACUCCCGGAGGCCCUUCCCGGAGUCGUUGACACUCCUCUACUUGCCCCGCAUCAGCGAGAACUCCCUCGAGAUCGACGGCUCUAAGAUCCGGCCCGACCUCCCAGCCUUCGUCACCCUCCACCGCGUCGUCUCGGAGGACGGCGGAGGAGCAGGCGGUGCCGCCGCCUCGUACGGGUCCAGGGACCGGGUGUGCGCGAGCGAAGGCCUCAUGUUCGAGGUCUACGCGGGGGAGGAGAAGGCGCUGAAGGGAGUCUUCCGGAGGGACGAGUACGGCGAGUGGGCGGUGGACUGCAGGUGCGCAAUUGAGGGGGCCCGCGGCGGCGGGGAGGCGGAGGUGUGCGUGGAGGCGGAGGGCCACGUGACGAUGGUGGAGAGGGUGGAGAUGGUGGCGGCGCGGCGGAGGUUCCGCGGGCUGGAGGAGAUACCGGAGGAGAGGGAGGAGGUGGCGGAGGACGAACAGGUCGGCAGCUGCUGUUGCUGCUCGUGCUCGGAGGGGGACAGCGGAUCGGACGGCGGAGAUGUGAUGGAGUUCAGUGGCUGGGGUGGUGACGUGGAGGAAUGUACGGAGGAGAUUAGAGUCAGCACGGAAGGAGUGAGGUGGGCAGUCGACGUGGGGAUAUGGGUGAUGUGUGUGGGAGUCGGGGUAUUGGUGUCGAGGGCAUCGGCGAGGAGACUCCGACGCCGGAGACUGAUAUGAAGACUUUGAAGAAACUAGCGGGGGAGAAAAUAUAAUUUUGUAUUACUUUUGGGCAAAUGUAUAAACUAAUUCUUCUGUUAUCUUCAAUGCAAAUUUCUUCAACCUCGAAGCCGAAAUAAGAGAAGUCCAAUUUUGGUUGAAAGUGUAAUAUAGUGAGAGGUGUGGGAAAUUUCCUAAUACCCGUGACAAAUUUUGAGGUGGUCUUUAUUAUUGUUCUAGAAAGUAAAGAUAAUUUUCUAUUA